AUGUCUUCACCUAGCACCCUGGUCUGGGAUGCUUCCUACCUUCCAGCUGCUGUCUUAAGCUGUUUUGCUUUCUUAUUCAUUUAUAAAUAUGUCAGUCCCACCUUGUCUGGACUUGUCUUCCCUACGUACCUCAAACUACCUACUGGGAAACAGAUUGAUUGGAACACACGGGUGAUCUCUAGUAUUCAUGCAACUGUGGUGAGCUCAAUGUGUGCAUACACUUUGAUUUAUGAUGAAGGCCUCAGUAAAGAUCCUAUUUGGUGGGAUGCGCCUGUGGUGAGAACAAGCUGUGCAAUAGUUGUUGGCUACAUGAUUGCUGAUCUCAUCAUCAUGACUGUCCAUUACCGAAAUAUUGGGGAGGUGUUUUACUUUUUUCAUCAUGGGGCAUCUAUUUAUGCAUAUGUUUAUGUAAUGAAUUUUGGUGUCCUGCCAUAUUUCGCAAAUUAUCCCCAACUCUUGCCCGGGCUAAUUCUCUUCUGUCUCUCACUUCCGCCUGCCUCUUCUGUCUCUCACUUCUGUCUUCUGUCUCUCACUUCCGCCUGCCUCUUCUGUCUCUCACUUCCGCCUGCCUCUUCUGUCUCUCUCUUCCCUGCCUCUUCUGUCUCUCACUUCCGCCUGCCUCUUCUGUCUCUCACUUCGCCUGCCUCUUCUGUCUCUCACUUCCCGCCUGCCUCUUCUGUCUCUCACUUCCGCCUGCCUCUUCUGUCUCUCCUUCCAUGCCUCUUCUGUCUCUCACUUCCGCCUGCCUCUUCUGUCUCUCACUUCCGCCUGCCUCUUCUGUCUCUCACUUCCGCCUGCCUCUUCUGUCUCUCACUUCCGCCUGCCUCUUCUGUCUCUCACUUCCGCCUGCCUCUUCUGUCUCUCCUUCCGCCUGCCCUCUUCUGUCUCUCACUUCGCCUGCCUCUUCUGUCUCUCACUUCCGCCUGCCCUCUUCUGUCUCUCACUUCCGCCUGCCUCUUCUGUCUCUCACUUCCGCCUGCCUCUUCUGUCUCUCACUUCCCCCCUGCCUCUUCUGUCUCUUCCGCCUGCCUCUUCUGUCUCUCACUUCCGCCUGCCUCUUCUGUCUCUCACUUCCGCCUGCCUCUUCUGUCUCUCACUUCCGCCUGCCUCUUCUGUCUCUCACUUCCGCCUGCCUCUUUUUCAGCAUAA
Molecule: messenger RNA, 1149 nt
Organism: Acanthosepion pharaonis
Lineage: Eukaryota; Metazoa; Mollusca; Cephalopoda; Sepiida; Sepiidae
Source: the annotation of a GenBank genome assembly